Molecule: messenger RNA, 5646 nt
Organism: Eublepharis macularius
Lineage: Eukaryota; Metazoa; Chordata; Lepidosauria; Squamata; Eublepharidae
Gene: MAP3K13
Product: mitogen-activated protein kinase kinase kinase 13
Exons: 15
Coding region: 1085-3940 (951 amino acids)
Biological process (GO): protein autophosphorylation; JNK cascade
Molecular function (GO): JUN kinase kinase kinase activity; ATP binding
Source: RefSeq, a predicted model, not a curated record
UGGCAGUAUGUAUAACCCUUUGAGGCUGGGGUUUGCAGGGGUUUGAUUGGUGGCGUCUGCUUGUUCUGUGAUCAGGUUCCUCUGAAGAAAGGCAAGCCAUAGUUGCCUCAGCCUGUUUCUGAUUGGCUGCCCUGUGUGACUCUUCUCUCCCCCCCCCCCCGCCCACCACAGCAGGCUGUUCUAUGAAACCUAAAACAGCCCCGUAUAUAUCCAUUCAUGAAUCUGUGACGUCAGUAAGCCUCUGUGUUCUCCUUUGCAGCAGGGUUGCAGGAUUGUGUGGGUGGAAUUUCCUUGCUGUAUUUUUCAAAGCAGUUUUUUAUUUUUGCCUUCCAUCUCCAAUGCAAGAAAAUGGAGCAAGAGUGUAGAAAUUAUACAUUGUUGUAAGUAUCUUGACAAAUCUGUCUUUUUUGAAGCGGCUGAAGCAGCCGAGUUUGCAGAAUGACGGUAUUACCUUCUCUCCAUUUAUUUCAAAUAAACAGAUGGAUGGUGCAUUAGGGGUGUAAAAGGACGGGGAAUAAUGUUUAAAAAACAUAUUAAAGCCAAGAAUAUUUAUUUGUCUGACAGAUGUUUAUCCAUUUAUUUGUCUGUACAGUGAUUGUGGCCAUGUUUCAUUUGCAGAUCUGGAGGUUGUUUAAUGGUUCUUGUUUCUAAAACUGGAGAAUACAGAUUUCAGGCAGUAGUGGCUAUCUGAAAAGACAGAGGUUAUGAAUAUUGAAGGAAGGAUGUAAAAAUGAUCAUAGGCAAAACAGAAUAAUUGUGAUUUCAGAAAGGCAACCUCUCUUUCAGGUUGUAAAAAUAUUCUGUUGUCUACUCGUGUAGUUUGGAUGCCAUGCUGAUAAAACUUAAAAUGUAUCUGUAUUGACUUGGUACUUGGGAUUUUUCUUUCCCAAUUUUUCUGGAGACUACCAAGGAAAUCCUGGGUUCCUAUGCAAAGGAAGGCAAUGACAAACCACCUUUGCUCAUCUCUUGCCUUGAGAAUCCCAUGAGAGGUCACCAUGAGUUGGUUAUCACUUGACGGGGCCACUUGCUACAGUAGGAGCGAGCAUAUUUUUUUGUUUACAUAAUAUAUGUGACUUUCUGCUCCAUGCACACUCACAGUACAAUGACCAGUUCUCAGGAACCCCUGAGCUGGUCUUCAUCUACAACUGUGAUCACCAAGACCCUAAGUGAAGACAAAGACUUUAGUGGAAUGCAUGGAGAACAUAUGCCUGCUGGUCUCCAGUCUUCACCUGAGAUCAUAGAAGAUGUACGAGACAAGGGUUUGUUUCAGAGCAAUAUAUCAGAGAACAUUAGCAGCCCAAUUGCCACGACAGUACUGACCAGCAUAAGUGAGGAUUCUAGGGACCAGUUUGAAAAUAGUGUGCUGCAGUUAACUGAACAGGAUGAAUUAGAAACAACCAUUCACCAGGACAACAGUAACAGCGUUGGGAGGGAAACCAACAGUGGAACAGAUGACAUCAAGAUCCAGUUCAACAGAUCAGGCAGUGGAAAUGUUGGAUUUCUUGAAGGACUCUUCGGCUGUUUGAAGCCAGUAUGGAAUAUUAUAGGCAAAGCAUACUCCACUGACUACAAGCUGCAGCAACAAGAUACAUGGGAGGUUCCUUUUGAGGAGAUUUCUGAACUGCAGUGGCUGGGCAGUGGAGCACAAGGAGCUGUUUUCUUGGGCAAGUUCCGAACAGAGGAAGUAGCCAUCAAAAAAGUGAGAGAACAGAGUGAAACUGAUAUCAAGCACUUGAGAAAGCUGAAACACCCUAACAUCAUCGCUUUCAAGGGAGUUUGCACUCAGGCACCCUGUUAUUGUAUAAUAAUGGAGUACUGUGCUCAUGGACAACUGUAUGAAGUCUUGCGAGCAGGCCGGAAGAUCACACCCCGACUGCUUGUGGACUGGUCCACAGGGAUUGCUGGUGGAAUGAACUACUUACAUCUUCAUAAGAUCAUCCACAGAGACCUCAAGUCACCUAAUGUAUUAGUCACUCACAACGAUACAGUAAAAAUUUCAGAUUUUGGUACUUCCAAAGAACUCAGCGAUAAGAGUACAAAAAUGUCCUUUGCAGGAACUGUAGCCUGGAUGGCCCCAGAAGUGAUUCGCAAUGAACCUGUCUCUGAAAAAGUGGAUAUUUGGUCAUUUGGGGUGGUUUUGUGGGAACUUCUCACUGGAGAGAUUCCUUAUAAGGAUGUAGACUCCUCAGCCAUCAUCUGGGGUGUAGGCAGUAAUAGCCUGCACCUUCCUGUGCCCUCCACUUGCCCAGAUGGAUUCAAACUCCUUAUGAAGCAAACAUGGCAAAGCAAGCCGCGGAAUCGGCCCUCUUUCCGACAGACACUUAUGCACCUUGAUAUUGCAUCUGCUGAUGUACUGGCGACUCCUCAGGAGACUUAUUUCAAGUCACAGGCUGAAUGGAGAGAGGAAGUGAAGAAGCACUUUGAGAAAAUUAAAAGUGAAGGGACUUGUAUACAUCGGUUAGAUGAAGAACUUAUUCGCCGCAGAAGAGAAGAACUCAGGCAUGCACUGGACAUCCGUGAACAUUAUGAGAGGAAACUGGAGAGGGCCAAUAAUUUAUACAUGGAACUCAGUGCCAUCAUGUUACAGCUGGAGGUUCGGGAAAAGGAGCUUAUUAAACGGGAACAGGCUGUGGAAAAGAAAUAUCCUGGGACUUACAAACGUCACCCAGUCCGGCCCAUAAUCCAUGCCAAUACAAUGGAAAAAUUGAUGAAGAGGAGAGGAGUCAACCACAAGCCUGGAGGUCAGAUUAAACGGCCUGAUCUGUUGAGGUCUGAUGGCAUUUCCAACACUGAGGUGGGACCUAGUGGCUCUCCCCUCUCAGGGAGUCCCAAGAUGUCUACUGUUAAUAGCAAAGGCCGUUACCGUAGCAAACCACGCCACCGACGAGGAAACAGCAAAGGCAGCUACAGUGACUUCACAGGGAUUUUGAAAAGCCAGCCAGCCCAGGAGGACUCGGACCAGCCAUCUCACCAUCCUCAACAUCCUCCUCCUCAUCAUGGGCAUCACCCUCGGCUAAACACACAUGGGCAGGACAUAGCCAACUGCGCUAACAACCUCCGGUAUUUUGGCCCUGCUGCAGCUCUGCGUAGCCCUCUUAGUAAUCAUGCCCAGCGGAGGAUGUCUGGCUCUAGCCCUGACCUUCUGUCUGCAGCCAUGGAAGCUGAUUCACGAAGAAAUCUGGAGGGGGAUGAGGGCAGCAAGGCUAAUAAUUGGGAAUGCUGUGAAGGAGACAUGUACAACCUCUGUCCAGAGUGCAGACUGGGGUCAAAUCAUUCCAACAAAGGACAGUCACUUGAGCCAGGGCCGGAACAACCAGAGGCACCAAUGCAUGACCCGUUGUAUGCUAAUGUGCAGUUUCUUGGAAGGAGUGAGGGAAGUGAAUUUAGCACCCACAAGUCAGUGUCCUCCCAUGGCUCCUCCCGCCCUGCGAGCACUCCAGGACUGCUGUGUAAAACACGACCCCUCCCAAAGAGUGGUGAUGACUCUUCAGAAGAAGAAGGAGAAGUAGACAGUGAAGUGGAAUUUCCUCGAAGACAAAGGCCACAUCGCUGCAUCAGUAGCUGUCAGUCCUAUUCAACUUUCAGCUCUGAGAACCUCUCUGUGUCUGAUGGAGAGGAAGGGAAUACCAGUGAUCAUUCCAACAGCCCAGAUGAGCGAGCCAACAAGCGAGGAGGUCAGUUGGCUGAGAAGCUGGAUGAGAUGCUGUCACAGACUCCAGAAAUCCCCAUUGAGAUCUCUACCCAGUCUGAUGGUCUUUCUGAUAAAGAGAGUGCUGUACGCAGGGUGAAAACACAGAUGUCCUUAGGCAAGCUGUGUCCUGAGGAGCAUGGCUAUGAGAAUCCUGGGGAGUUUGGAGACUCCGGUGGUGACUCUUCAGCUGGGGAGUGCUCUGAUGCAACCGUGAGGACCAGUAAAGCUUGUAGUUCUGCAACCUGGUAAUGAUGAACUCUGUUCCGCAGUCAUUUUAUCAGCUGGCGUUUUGAUUCCCUCAUGAACUCUUUCAUUUUCUUCUCUGAGAAACUGCUUCUUAACCCCAUCACCAAAAUGAUCUGCAAUAACUUGAAUCUUUGGAGAAAUGUUCUGAUGAAUCGGUUUUUCUGUGAGCAUUUCAAUCAAGAAUGGCAGGGAUGUAUUUUAUUGAAUAAUUGAGCUACUGUACCAUAUUUUUGGCAUUUUAACACUUUUUACUCUAAAGAGUGAAUUGUAUCAUAGACAAAAUUUGUUGCAAAAAAUUAAGAUAGGUCUAUGAAAAAGAAUAAUCUUUUUGAGUCUUAGAUUGCAUGCGUAAAUAGGCUAGGAUGUGAUGCUGCUAUUUUGGCAUGGGACCAAGCCUCAUGGCCCUGAAGAAGCAGGAAAUAAAGGAAGUUGACUCAAUGACAUGGUCUCAUCCAAUGGGUGAGGUUACCAGUGAACAAAGAAGAGCGUUAAUGUAAAGAGUGUACCUUUAACAAAGUUGUUCACCUUCCUGGAAGUUUUUGGUAGCAACGUGUAUCUAGUCACUGCACACCUGGAAUAUGAGAGUGGGAGCUAAUCGUAUUAGUUGAUCAGUCUUCAGCAGUUGUGACAUCCUACAACUAUAUUCUAGCUUCAGCUUCCCUCUAGCACUUUUCACCAUUCUGCUACUGUGAGAUCUGAAGAUGCAGCAUGGAGUGGCUGCUGAACAGACAGAAAAGAAGGUGCUGUAGCUUUGGUUACCUUCCUCUUCUUUUCAACCUGCCUUUUUGUUUGCUUCCUUCAAUUAAAAACAAAUCGAUCAAAUUAAUUUUCAUAUAAUGAGAACUCACACACUCUGCACAUCCUGAGGAAUACUAGAGGAAGAAACUGAAACUGUUCCUGCCAUGGCUGACAUUUGCCAGUACACAAUAACGGAGGAUUAUACUUGGAUGAAGUCAGAGGAACAGUCUUACUUGGACAACACUACUGGCCACCCCUUUGUUUUUAGUGUUCUCAUAUGGGAGUAUUUUGGGGCUGAUAUAAAGUAAUAUUUGGAAUACAGAGAUGAGUAGAGGAUGUCCUUCAUUUUGGGUCAGAGAGAACCUAAGCCAUAUUUCCAUAGUGAUGAAUUUUGGACUGGAAAAGGCCCAAGGCUGUUGCCUUUCCUAAGAGAAUGGUAUUCCACUUUCCCCCUGCAUUACCUCAUUCUUACUAAGCCACUUUCUGGGGUUUAUAAUAAUGAAUUGGAAUAUAGCCUCCCCUCAAGCGCUGAAUCUCAUUUUAUAGGCAAAGUGCUGCUGUUUGCUUUUACCUGGGUGCCCAUAGCAUGCCCUGUAAUUUUUACAUUCACAGGUGGAAGGAGCCUUGUGUGGAAUGUAAACUUGUAGUAGGACCUAUAUUUUAGUCAGUGAUUUAAGAGUUGCACCUCCACUCCCAAAAUGAAGGACAAGGACAGUUUGUAUGAUGUGCUGCUGUUUGUUUACAUAUGAUUUGAAUUUUUUGUAAAUGUAUAGCCUACUGGCAAAUUGAAGGGAAAUUCUUUCAGAGAACAGUAUUGUAUGAGUUAAAUUAUUCCAUAUUUUUUAAAAAAAUUGUAGCUGGACUACAUGAAUCUUAAGUUAUGUUAUUGUUGUUAUUUAUUGUAAUUGCUAUAGAUUACUGGCAGGUCUUAUCAUAGCACAAUUUUAUUGAGUCCUUGCUCAGUUGCCCCC